CUGAGAGCCUCCUCCGGAAUUUCGUUCUUCCAAACCGCAGACAAUAAUUCAGGGAAUAAACUUCUCACAAUCACCCACCAUGUCUCCUCGACUUUCGGGCCGUGUUGCUAUCGUGACUGGAGCAAGCUCGGGUAUCGGUCGAGCAAUUGCUCUGACAUAUGCAAGAGAAGGAGCUUCUGUGAUGUGCGCCGACAUCGAACUGAACGCACGCGAGGAUGAAGGGGGCAGAUCAACACAUGAAAUGAUCGUUGAAAACAAUGGCAAAGCAUUCUUCAUGAAAACUGAUGUCACAGAUGAAGCUCAGGUUAAAUCGCUCAUCGCCGAAACUGUGAAAGCUUUUGGGCGACUGGACAUCAUGGUAAACAAUGCUGGAGUGUGUAGCGAAAUCCUCGGUAUUGCCUCGCAAGUUGGUGGAGUACGGGUACACGAAACGAGCCUGGAGACAUUUGACAAAACGAUGAACGUCAAUACACGAGCAGUUUUCAUUGGCUGCAAGUAUGCACUUGAGCAGUUCCUGGCCCAGGAACCGCUACCUAGCAAUAGCAGAGGAGAUGCAACUCGUGGAUGGAUUGUUAAUGUUGCCUCACUAGCUGGAAUUGUCGGAUUUCAGGGAGCGCCAGCUUAUACAACGAGCAAACAUGCCGUGGUUGGCUUAACUAAAGAGAUCGGACUAAGCUAUGCCAAAGAUCGAGUGCAUUGCAAUGCACUGUGCCCUGCUUUUAUCAAGACAUCAAUGCUAGAUCCAAUAAUGGAUGACAAAGAGAACCCAAUUGCUGUUGGAACAGCGCAAGCUGUAACAGCUGCUCAUCCAUGGGGCGCUCUUGGUAAGACAGAAGAUGUUGCACGGGCAGCAGUCUUUCUCGUCAGCGAGGACUCCCAGUGGAUCACUGCUCAACCGCUCGUGAUUGAUGGAGGAUACAUGGCACAGUGAUCUUGUCAAUUAGAUCUGUAGCUACUUGAAUCAUGCCACGCAAG
Messenger RNA from Mollisia scopiformis, 975 nucleotides. RefSeq names its product NAD(P)-binding protein. Gene Ontology annotation, molecular function: oxidoreductase activity. NCBI's taxonomy places the organism in Eukaryota, Fungi, Ascomycota, Leotiomycetes, Helotiales, Mollisiaceae. The transcript has 5 exons. The record is from RefSeq and is a predicted model, not a curated record. The coding region runs from base 80 to 931 and encodes 283 amino acids.